Molecule: messenger RNA, 1687 nt
Organism: Jatropha curcas
Lineage: Eukaryota; Viridiplantae; Streptophyta; Magnoliopsida; Malpighiales; Euphorbiaceae
Product: C2H2 and C2HC zinc fingers superfamily protein
Cellular component (GO): U12-type spliceosomal complex
Molecular function (GO): zinc ion binding
Source: RefSeq, a predicted model, not a curated record
CGCUCUUUUCCUUUGCAGUGCAGAGAGAGAGAGAGAAGCGGAAAAUGCCGUUGGGAAAAUAUUACUGUGAUUACUGCGAAAAGGAAUUUCAAGAUACUGCAAUUGCCCGUAAACGCCAUCUUCAGAGCGCCUCGCACGUCCGCGCCAAAUCCCUUUGGUACGCCUCUCUUAGAUCCGGAGACCCCAGUCAAACUUAUGCUGAUGGUGCCAAGGGGAUCUGCAAUCGAUUCGUCAAAACGGGAUUUUGUCCUUAUGGGGAUUCUUGCAAGUACCUGCAUCCAAACAACAGCAACAACUUGCAAAAUAAUGUUGGUACUUCUCAAGCUGCUGGCCUUAUGGAUAAUGUUCAGUCACCGUUUAUUCCGGGAAGUCAAUUAGUUGGAGGAAGCUCUUUGCCAGGUGAAAUGUUGAGAGAUAGCAUGGGAAUGCCAUGGGGCAAUCUGCCUCCAUCACUAAAGCCUCCUCCAGAGGGCGGGUAUCUGCCUCUUCCCUUCGUGGAUUGGGGUUAGUAUCAUUUGGUGCUGUCGGCAAUGGUGAAUCAGAUGAUACACAAGCCUUUAAGAUGGCUUGGGAUGCUGCCUGCAGCCAGACAGCGUUUUCGGUUCUUCUUGCUCCUGCUGGUUAUAGUUUCUUGAUAUUUCCUACUAUCUUUGCUGGACCUUGUAAAGGGGGCCUUGUGUUUCAGAUUGAUGGAACUAUAAUCCCACCUGAUGGCCCUGAAUCAUGGCCAAAAAAUGCAAGUAAAAGAAAUUGGUUGAUCUUCUACAAAAUCAAUGAAAUGUUAAUGCAAGGAGGAGGUGUCAUAGAUGGGAAAGGAGAGAAAUGGUGGAAGCUUCCUUGCAAGCCUCAUAACAAAGGGAGUAAUGCACAUCCUGGUCCUUGUGAUAGCCCAGUUGCCAUAAGAUUUUUCAUGAGCUCAAAUUUGACAGUGCAAGGACUUAAAAUGAAGAACAGUCCACAGUUCCAUUUCCGGUUCGAUAACUGCCAGAACAUUCAUGUAGAAAUGCUUAACAUUAAAGCACCAGCUUUAAGUCCUAACACAGAUGGAAUUCACAUAGAGAACACUAACAAUGUUCAUAUAUAUAACUCAGUAGUAUCCAACGGAGACGAUUGCAUCUCAAUUGGAGCUGGUUGCCAUAAUGUUGAUAUAAAGAACAUAACAUGUGGUCCAAGUCAUGGAAUAAGCAUUGGCAGUCUCGGGAUUCGCAACUCGCGAGCUUGUGUUUCGAACAUAACAGUGACAGAUUCAGUUAUUAAGCAUUCUGAUAAUGGUGUUAGGAUCAAAACAUGGCAAGGAGGUUAUGGUUCUGUAUCUAAAGUCACAUUCAACAAUAUUCAUAUGGACACGGUCCGGAAUCCUAUUAUUAUAGAUCAAUACUACUGCCAAACCAAGAACUGUACUAAUCAAACAAGUGCAGUUUACAUUUCUGAUAUUUUGUACUCAAACAUUAAGGGUACAUAUGAUGUUAGAAGUCCAGCUUUUCAUUUGGCUUGCAGUGAUUCAGUUCCUUGCUCUGAUCUUAUAUUGUCUGACAUAGAGUUGCUUCCUGCUAAAGGAGAAUUUAUGGCUAACCCUUUUUGCUGGAAUGCUUUUGGGGCUGUACAGACACUUACUAUCCCACCAGUUUCUUGUUUGCAGGAAGGCAUCCCGCAGUUUCUAACUCAGGACAUUAUUGAUCAGUGUUGA